This is a messenger RNA of Cynara cardunculus var. scolymus (artichoke), 1073 nucleotides long. RefSeq lists its product as uncharacterized. Lineage: Eukaryota; Viridiplantae; Streptophyta; Magnoliopsida; Asterales; Asteraceae. The coding region runs from base 21 to 980 and encodes 319 amino acids. The transcript has a single exon. The record is from RefSeq and is a predicted model, not a curated record.
GAAAAUACUUUAGAUCACAAAUGGAAUUCAAUAAGCUUUUUGGGUUUCUUGGAAUCUUGAAGAAAUCAAUCAAGAUUAUGUUAAAAAAUGGUAGACUUCUAGCAAUUGUAACCUCGAUCUACCUGAUCAUCGCUCCCGUUUUCUACGUGUGGAACAUAUCUACGAUCAAACCUAUCAUAUUUGAUUUCAGCACGAAAUCUAUUCAGUUAGCGUCUCUAGAUCCACGGGGCCUUCCUUUUUCACAGGAUCUAGCUAGCAUCCUAAAAGAUAUCAAAGUCUUGUUAGGCAUCGAACUCGCUUUCCUUCUAGCCCUCUUCUUGACAUCUCUUUUCGCCCAAACUGCAAUCAUUUUUCUAACCGAAGCUUCUUACAAAAGCAAGAAAAUCUAUGUGAAUGAUUUGAUGGUAAGGGUGCCACGGUCUUCAACAAGGCUAUUCAUCACUUGUUUUCAUGUAGCACUUCUCCGAGUCGGCUAUAUUUACUUCGGUUUUGUCACGUUAAUGGUUCCUACCAUAAUGUUUUCCGGGCACAAGAUUGUGUCAAAGGUGAUACUAUGGGUUCUAAUGAUCUUUCUCGUGAUCCUCUACCUAUAUUUGUCGGUUGUCUGGCUCAUGUCCUCGGUGAUCUCGGUGCUAGAAGAGUGUUCCGGAAUCGAGGCAUUAGGAAAAGCUGGGAAGCUUGUUAAAGGCAACAAGUUGGAAGGGUUUUCUCUGAACCUUAUGUUCAACCUUCUAGCAUAUGCUUUCUAUCAUGUGUUAUCAAAGAGAAGCGCCGGGAUACGAACCGAGUUGACUCAGGCCUUCCUUCAGUUCUUUCUCAUGAGUUGUAUUUGUUUGUUAGUUGUGUUGGAGUUACAGGCAUACGCAGUUUUCUACUUCGAGUGCAAGAAGAGUCAUGGUGAAGAGAUUGAGCUACAAGGUAGUGUCGAGUAUAGUAAAAUAUCUAAUAUGCCCCUUGUAAUUGGUGAAGAUCUUGCAUAAAAUUUACUGAUUUGGUGUAUCUUUAAACCCCUAUUGUGAUGAAUCCAAGUAUCUUAGCAUUCUUAUUCGUCUUUUGUUUGUAAUGUACAUGAA